UUCUGGUCUGGUACGGUGCCGAAGGUCUGGAUGGAAAUAGCAAAGAAAAUUAUGCUCGAUUAGAAGGAUGACAUCAUAAAUCAAUGAAUCAGAACAUUAUCUAGGGAACUUUUGCUCGAUGUUGAAUAUAGGCUCUAACUCGAAGCAGUUUAUUUGAGUCCUGCAUUGCAUGAAUCGCCUGUAGUUACAUGGAUCUGCAGGAACGCUUUUUGCGUUAUCUGUACGCCACUCGUUUAGUAUGCACUCACUGCGAGUCCAUGUACUUUGUGCGCUAUGCGUGCUACAAUCUAUAAUCGUGAAUGAUAAAACACCUCCACUGAUCGUUUGAAGAUACUUAUAGCAGCCGUUUUUUCUAAUAUUGUCCUUGAGGUUGAUCCAUAUGGAAUGAUGCUGGAUCUGAUGUGCAGCCGCGGAAUGUGGAAAAUGAUCCUCAGAACUUUCAGCUCGCUGUGGAACGAGAGACGUUUCAUGAUGUUGCCUCAUCUGGUGUAUCGUGGCAUCGUACACACGAUUUUGGCGUUUGCCGCUACUGCGAGGAAGGACCUCUUCUUGCGCUCCGAAAGCAUCAACGCAUUUCCCAGUGCGCACACCGCCUUCCGGUUUUUGGCAACCAAGUACGAUUGGUCAGGAUGGUUAAAGCGCUUCUUGGACCCUGCGCAAGUGAAAAUAUCGCUCAUACUGGCACCACUGGUCGCAGUCAUCAACUACUUUCUCAGCGGACGCGGACUUGCGGAUAUGGAGAGGCAAGGCAUUCCGGAUGGACGAGGCAGUGCCGCCGAC
Amoebophrya sp. A25 is the source of this 780-nucleotide messenger RNA. Lineage: Eukaryota; Dinophyceae; Syndiniales; Amoebophryaceae. The record is from the annotation of a GenBank genome assembly.